Didymella exigua CBS 183.55 is the source of this 1329-nucleotide messenger RNA. Its product is annotated as geranylgeranyl transferase type I beta subunit. Bases 1 to 1329 code for a protein of 442 amino acids. The transcript has a single exon. Lineage: Eukaryota; Fungi; Ascomycota; Dothideomycetes; Pleosporales; Didymellaceae. The record is from RefSeq and is a predicted model, not a curated record. Gene Ontology annotation, cellular component: CAAX-protein geranylgeranyltransferase complex. Gene Ontology annotation, biological process: protein geranylgeranylation. Gene Ontology annotation, molecular function: CAAX-protein geranylgeranyltransferase activity.
AUGGGCCCCUCUCUGCCAGCAAGCGAGUUCAACUAUGCUCGCCAGAUCAAAUACUGGCGGCGAAAUCUGAAGACAUACCUCCCGCACUACUACACCGGCAAUGAUGCCAACCGGAUGACCCUGGCUUUGUUCACUGUGUCCGCACUCGACAUACUAGGAGAUCUGGACGGAGCGCUGUCCGCGGAGGAGCGCCAAGGCUACAUCGAUUGGGUGUACAGCUGUCAACUGCCAGAGGGAGGUUUCCGGCCAUGGCCCGGUUCCAAUUUUGGAAAGAUCAGGAAUGACGAGAACAAGAUCUGGGAUCCAGCGCACGUGCCGGGCACGUUCUUUGCGCUGCUCACUCUCAUAGUGCUCGGAGAUGAUCUGGAGAAGGUCAAGAGAAGGGAGAUUCUGUUGUGGUUGAACAGGAUGCAGAGGCAAGAGGGUGGCUUCGGCGAGACAUUGGGCGGGGAUAACUUCAUCCACGGCGGCAACGACUCGAGGUUCGGAUACAUGGCCACGGCGAUCCGCUGGAUACUGCGCGGUGACGACGAGGGGCCAUGUGGCGAUAUCCCAGACAUCAGAAUAGACGACUUCGUCACGUGUGUAUGCGAAGCCGAAUCCUACGACGGAGGCAUUUCGGAAGCCCCAUACCACGAGGCCCAUGCUGGUUUCACGAGCUGCGCCAUUGCCGCUUUGCACUUUGUGGAUCGCCUGCCACAGCCACCUGGACAGGUUCCGGACGGUCGCAGGCGCGGAGUCACGAACCUCAGCAAUACCUUGCAUUGGCUUGCUUCGCGUCAGACGGCAACGCUCGAGGAGGAUGACAAAAUCGACACGUAUGACGAUGAGACGGACACAGCAAACACAUGCCAUGACGCCCACUCUUUCGUCAAAGUCAGCACGCACCCGACGGUCUCCAUGGAGACCACGACGGGCUCGCAACUCAAAGUGCCGUUUGAUCUUGCCUGGGUCGGGAUGAACGGACGAUGCAACAAGAUUGCAGACACAUGCUACGCAUACUGGGUCUCGUCGCCUCUCCAGAUCCUCGGCCGCAUGGACAUCAUCUCAACAAAACCGAUUCGCAGAUACCUGCUGGACAAGACACAACACGCAAUGGGGGGCUUUGGAAAGGUCGUGGAUGACCCGCCGGACAUGUACCAUUCCUUCCUGGGCAUGAUGGUGUUGGCGAUGUUCGGAGAGCCGGGACUGCAGAACGUCAAUGCAGCGCUGUGCAUCACAGACAGGGCGAAGAAGCAUCUGGAGUCGCUGCCGUGGAGGAGAGAGGCCAUAGCUUUGAUACGGAGCAGUGGUGGGAACGGUGCGGACAGGAUGCAGAUAGAUUUGUAG